UAACGAAAAAAUGGACGAAAGACGUUAAGAAAAAUCAGUUCUCUACUUCUAUAUAUACACACCCUGUAUAGGAGUAACACUUAACUAUUACAAUCUUCAAAUCUUAUUUAUCCCCCUUCCUAAAACAACCACCAUACAAAAUAAAAUAAAAAUGAGCAUCACCCAAGCAGAGUUGGUGUUCAUUCCAACACCAGGAAUGGGCCACCUUCUCUCCGCCGUGGAGGUCGCGAAACUCAUCAUCCGCCGCGACCACCGCCUUUCCAUCCUCAUCCUCAUCACCAACAUGCCAAUGACUUCUUCCAUGGUGAACGACUACAUCGAAUCUCAGUCACGUGACAACCCUUACCCAACCCGCCUCACCUUCGUUACACUACCACCUCUCUCCAACCCACCUGACCCCACCUCCCCCUCCUUCUUCUUCGACCUCAUCAACCUCCAAAAACCUCUCGUGAAGCAAGCAGUCGAAGACCGGGCUCGGGCCGGGUCGUCGGAUCUCGUCGGGUUUGUACUCGACUUGUUUUGCCUCACCAUGAUGGAUGUUGCCACUGAUUACUUCAAUGUCCCUUCUUAUGUCUUCUUCACUUCCGGUGCUAACCUCAUGAACCUCAUGUUCCAUCUCCAAUCGUUGGAAGAUGAUCAAGGGGUUGACACGUGUACUGAGUAUAAAGACCCGGAUACCGAGUUAGAAGUACCCGGGUUUAUGAACCGGGUCAAUGUUUCGGUCGUUCCAUCUGGGUUUCUCGAUAAAGACGGUCCUUCUUCUUCCAUGAUUCACGACAUGGCUAGGAAUUUUAGAAAAUCAAAGGGUAUAAUAAUGAACACAUUUGAAGAGCUUGAAUCGUACGGUGUACAAGCUUUGUUAGAACAAGUAGGGAAGAAUACCAUCCCUCCGAUCUACCCAGUGGGGCCCAUCUUAGAACUCGACAGUAAAAGCCGAGGUGGUGGGUCCCAUAGGGAGACUCAUGAGGAGGAGUCAAUGAUCAUACAAUGGCUAGAUAACCAACCUACGUCAUCGGUUGUGUUCCUCUGUUUCGGGAGCAUGGGAAGCUUUGAUGCUUCCCAGGUGAAAGAAAUCGCCGACGGGGUUGAAAAGUCCGGUCACCGGUUUAUGUGGUCCCUACGGAAACCGCCACCGGAGGGAACACUCAAGCUUCUUCCUAGUGAAAACGAGACGUUUGUCGAAGCCUUACCGGAAGGCUUCCUCGAUCGUACGGCCGAGAUAGGGAGAAUCAUCGGGUGGGCCCCGCAAGUUUCGAUCCUGGCCCAUGAAGCGGUGGGCGGGUUCGUGUCUCAUUGUGGGUGGAACUCGACGUUGGAGAGUUUGUGGUUCGGAGUACCUAUGGCUACGUGGCCGAUGUAUGCGGAGCAACAGCUUAAUGCGUUUGUGUUAGUGAAGGAGUUAGGAUUAAGUGUGGAGAUUAGGAUGGAUUAUCGGCGUGAUUGGAAGACGAGAGAAGGGAAUUUUACGGUGACGGCGGAGGACGUUGAGAAUGGGGUGAAGAAGUUGAUGAGUAUGGAUGAAGAAAUGAAGAAUAGAGUAAAGGAGAUGGGUGAUAAAGGUAGGAGAAGUUUGGAAGAUGGUGGAUCUUCUUAUAAGUGGUUAGGUCGUUUUAUUCAAGAUGUUUUAGCUAAUGUUGCUGCUUAAUUUAAUAUUUAAGUUAUUUGGAUUCGUCUAAUAGGGGAGUCAUGCUGCUAAACCGAAGUACCGAACAAUGAUUUUAGAAUUUGAAAACAUUUUACGUACGAAAUAAUCCACAUAUAUCCACUUGUAUUAUGGGCCACGAAAUAUAACUGUAUAAGUGAAUGUUUCAUGCUUUUUAUAAAUUGCAAUGUUCGACCUCUGUUCUUGUUUCA
Spinacia oleracea (spinach) is the source of this 1854-nucleotide messenger RNA. Its product is annotated as anthocyanidin 3-O-glucosyltransferase 2. Gene Ontology annotation, molecular function: UDP-glucosyltransferase activity. The transcript has a single exon. NCBI's taxonomy places the organism in Eukaryota, Viridiplantae, Streptophyta, Magnoliopsida, Caryophyllales, Amaranthaceae. The record is from RefSeq and is a predicted model, not a curated record. The coding region runs from base 152 to 1645 and encodes 497 amino acids.